Molecule: messenger RNA, 944 nt
Organism: Onychostoma macrolepis
Lineage: Eukaryota; Metazoa; Chordata; Actinopteri; Cypriniformes; Cyprinidae
Product: protein ANKUB1-like
Source: RefSeq, a predicted model, not a curated record
AUGAAGGUUUUCUCUGUCACAGGUGGUAUCCUUCUUCUGGAAGCCUGGGAAGGCUGGAAUGACUUUCUGAGAGCUUGUUUCAGAGGACACAGACAAACAGUUCAGCGUCAUCUUUCCGAGGAGAAAGCUGUGCUUAGGUUUCAGAAGCGCAUGACUUUCUAUGUGGCAGCACAAGGACACCUGGACUUGGCCAGCUGGCUGAUCGACAGUGGGGUCAAAGCAGGAGAUCCUGUCGGCGUCAAUCCCUACCACACAUGGUGCUACCAGACGGCACUCAAGUGUCCCACACAUGCAGCGGUUGAGGCUGGACAACUGUUGAUCUUAAAACUGUUUGUUAGUAGCAGCAUUGCAAAUCUGGCCUGCUGCGAUCCCGAUGUCAGGAACCUCCUGCAAAUCACAAUUCAACAUCGAAACCAAGAGUGUGUCACCUAUUUAGUUUCACACCUAUCUUCAGAUCAAGACGUGGUUCAAGGCAAGGCUCGAGGCAAGGCUCAAGGGUCAAGGCAAGGCUCAAGCGAGACGACGCCACCCUCUGGAAAGAGAGCUUGCUCUUUCACCGAGAAGCCAUGGCUGCAGCAGCUAGCGCUAGCACAGACACUAGCCAGACACAGCGUCUAGAGAGAUGACCUGGAAACCUGCUCUGACAACCCUUACAAAACACAUUACACAAUGAAGGCAACUUGUCAAAAACAUGUUGUCCAGAUUCUGUCUCUAUGAAGUCUUUGGCUGUCCAGAAUGUAUUUUCAACACACAAAAAAAGAUAACACUUUAUUUUAAUAUAGUCCACUUUAGACAUUCUACUAACAGUAAGUAACUUUGCAACAGCAUGUCAACUAGCAGUCAUUAGAGUAUAAGUAGACUGUCUGCUUAAUAACUUCUAACACUUGAUGGAUCCACACCAAACAACAUACUGACUAUGCAAGUAUAUGUCAACUUAUUCUACU